Messenger RNA from Theobroma umbraticum, 2072 nucleotides. It is a transcript of the gene ABI5, whose product is annotated as Basic-leucine zipper (bZIP) transcription factor family protein. Gene Ontology annotation, cellular component: nucleus. The record is from RefSeq and is a predicted model, not a curated record. Gene Ontology annotation, molecular function: DNA-binding transcription factor activity. Gene Ontology annotation, biological process: positive regulation of DNA-templated transcription. Lineage: Eukaryota; Viridiplantae; Streptophyta; Magnoliopsida; Malvales; Malvaceae.
CCUUGGUCAUACAAGCCACUGCCAAAGAUCUUCUUCAACCAAAACCUUUCCAAUUGUUUUUUUCCCUCUGCAACUCUUUUCCUGAUUCAUGAUAUUGUUAGAUAAAGCUUGCAAAAGUAGUUUAAUGUUGGUUUUAUAGAUCCACCCACCACCCUGCUGGAUUGUUAAAACUCCCAAAAGCAUUUUUCAGUUGAUCAAUUCUCUUCGAUCGCUCGCUUGUUGGAAUAAUCAGGUAGGGUUCAUUUUCAAGAAUCAGGCUUGGACCCACCUGUGGCAAACUGCUGCAAUACUUAUCCAUCAAUUAUCAUCUCAUUUUGAGUGCAAACAGGUCAAUUGGUAUUGCUAUAUCAAUCAUCAAAGAGCCGUAGCUUCACAGCUUUCAUCAGAAAAUGGUGAUUACGGAAUCUGAGAUUGGCGAGGUUGAGUCAUCGUUGCAGGUGGAUCAGCAGCAGAAGAACCACCCUUUCUCGUCCCUUGGAAGGCAAUCCUCAAUCUAUUCCCUCACUCUUGAUGAGUUCCAGCAAACGUUGUGUGAGGAUGGGAAGAACUUCGGGUCCAUGAACAUGGACGAGUUCAUUACCAGCAUCUGGAACGCUGAAGAAAACCAAGCUAUCAACUCCAACAUUAACAAUCAGCAGAGCAACUGUGCAAAUAAACAAGUUACCAGCCAUGUUCAUUUGUUGUUGAAUGAAACAACAAGCAAUAAAGGCAUAGCUAAGCAGCCUAGCCUGCCAAGGCAAGGCUCGCUUACGCUUCCUGCACCGCUAUGUAGGAAGACUGUUGAUGAAGUUUGGUCUGAGAUGCAUAAAGGGCAGGAAGGACAAGGACAGAGCAACAAUAGCAAUGUAGAGAAUGCUGAGAAUGGAACCCGGCAGCCAACUUUUGGGGAGAUGACCUUGGAGGAUUUCUUGAUUAAGGCAGGGGUAGUAAGGGAAAAAUGCAUUCUACCAGCACCGCCUCCGCAGCACCAGCGGCAAUAUGGGUUGUAUCAGACUGGCAAUAACGCUGCGGGGUGUCCAGGGUUUGUUUCCAGGCCUAUUGUGGGAGUGGGUAGCAAUGGUGGCUUUGGUGUGAGUGCAUACCAGACAAUGCCUCCAGGUGGAGUCAUCGGUGAUUCAUCUGGGUAUGUUAACGAUGGUAAGAGGGGUAGUGGCUAUCAGCCAACUGCUCCGCCACCAACGACAGUUUGUUAUAGAGGGAAGGUAGCUGCUGCUGGUGCCUAUGUACCUGGACAGGCAAUGGGAGUGGUGUCACCAAUGAGUCCAGUAUCAUCAGAAGGGAUGUGUAACAGUCAAGUUGAUAAUGCUGCUAAUCAAUUUGGGAUGGAUAUGGGCGGACUAAGGGGAAGGAAAAGGAUCAUUGAUGGUCCAAUAGAGAAGGUGGUUGAGAGAAGGCAACGCAGGAUGAUUAAGAAUAGGGAGUCAGCUGCAAGGUCUAGAGCUAGAAAACAGGCGUAUACAGUCGAGCUAGAAGCAGAAUUGAACCAAUUGAAACAAGAGAAUGCCCAUCUUAAGCAGGCUCUGGGAGAACUCGAGAGGAGAAGGAUGCAACAGUACUUUGAGGAAAGGGAAAUGAAAACACAAACCGAAUCCCAAAAAGCUAAAGAGAAACUAAGAAUACUGAGAAGAACUCUGAGUUGUCCAUUGUAAAGCAAAAGGGGGUGAAUUAGGUAAACUAUUGAGGAGUUGUUCGUCAUUUUAUCAUCAUCAUCUCGCAAUCGCAUCACUUGCAUUGUUUACGCAAACAAAUCCAUGGGAUUUUCAGGCAUUGGUGAUGGAAGCUCCAGGACCAAUGGCCUAAAAGCUAGAGAGGGGAAGAGUCUGAAAUGAAGAAAAUUUGAGCACCUCAACUCUGAAGGGCAUCUAAGAGAAGGAAGACUUUCCGAAAUUCUUAUAAAUAAUCAAAUUCUGAAGUCUAAAUUUGCUUUUAGUGCUACAGAGGUCUGUAGCUCAGACAUAGGCAUGUCAUUAAUUGUUUUGGUAUAUCUCAGUCUCCUUUGUAAAAUUUGGCCCAAAGUUUCCCGAGGGCGGUCAAUUAUUUAAUAACUAUGAUUUCCAUGUGUUAUCAUUGAA